This is a messenger RNA of Prorocentrum cordatum, 567 nucleotides long. Lineage: Eukaryota; Dinophyceae; Prorocentrales; Prorocentraceae. The record is from the annotation of a GenBank genome assembly.
UGACAAUUUUUCAAUGUGUGGGGGUAAGUUUCAUCCUUCGCUCCAAAUCCGCCUGUAGGGGGAUAUGCCCGACCGAAGUCUCGGGGUCCUCCCCGGGGCGCCAUGGGCCUGAACGCCAGCUCGGGUUCCGGCGGCGGCUUCGAGAUCCAGGCGCCGCCACCAUCGAACUACCUGAAAUCGUACGGCGAACUGUUCCCGGGCUACCCCCCGCCCGCGCCGCUCGCGAGCCGCACUCACCAGGACUUCGAGGCGGACGCUCCCCACGAGCUCCGGGCGGCGCUGCGGCGCUCGCGCGGGACCGACACCAUUAUGUGCGGCGCCUCGUUGGGCGAUUCAGGCGUCACGUGCGGCGUCCACCUCUUCGACGACCCGAAGAGCGGAGCUCCGUACGUGGUCCCCGUCGCGCUGCCGACGGGCCUCCGCGCGGCCAGCCGCUCGGACCUGGCGGGCGGCGCCCCCUCCGAGGACGCGAGCUCGCUGGAGCUCGGGUAUGUCGACCGCUUGUUGGCCGUUCCGUUUCUCGUUGCCUACAAGGCGUUCAUGAAGCCCCAUCGCGACGGCUUGUGA